GAUCACGAUCACGGUUAUUGUAUUGUGAGAUUCGUGUCAGAGUGACAGUGUCAUUAGGGUUCAGCUCAGCCAUUCUAUAUUUCAUUUCUAUCCUGACGCCGUUCUUUUCUCUACUCUUCUCUUCUGUUGUGUUCUUGUAAGAAAGUUAAAAUGCAAGGAGGAUUGCGAGUGUUUUUAUCACAUGGGAAUGUCGUAAAAAAUGCUGUGUUGCAACGAAUGCGCAUCGUGAACCCCCUAUUGCAGCCUGUAUCCUUUUCACGGUAUGAGUCUGCUACACCUGCUCGUAUUGAGGAGCAUGGUUUUGAGAGCACCACCAUUGAAGACAUCUUGAAAGCAAAAGGCAAAGGUGCAGAUGGCUCCUGGCUUUGGUGCAACACAGAGGAUACUGUUUAUGAUGCUGUUAAAUCGAUGACCCAGAACAAUGUUGGAGCUUUGGUUGUUGUGAAACCUGGUGAGGAGAAGUCAAUUGCAGGAAUUAUAACGGAAAGAGAUUACCUGAGGAAGAUCAUCGUGCAGGGAAGAUCAUCCAAGUCCACAAAGGUUGGAGAUAUCAUGACUGAAGAGAACGAACUUAUCACAGUCACCCCUGAUACCAGAGUUCUUCGAGCAAUGCAACUGAUGACUGAUAAGAGAAUCAGACACAUCCCUGUCAUUAAUGAAAGUGGGAUGAUGGGCAUGGUGUCCAUUGGGGACGUGGUUCGAGCUGUGGUUGGCGAGCACCGACAAGAGCUUGACCGCUUGAAUGCUUAUAUACAGGGAGGUUAUUAGUCUUUUAGAUGAUGAUGACAAUCCCUGAAGGGCACUUAAGCUGACUUGGAUCAUGUAAUAAGCUUGGGUGCUUGUAAAUAUGUUUUGGCUUUUGUGUAAUUUCAGAUUUCAGUUCUAUGGACAUUAAAGCUUGGAGUAGCUUGUUAAUAAUAACUACCGGAUGCAGUUUGAAUUUCAUUUA
Gastrolobium bilobum is the source of this 949-nucleotide messenger RNA. Its product is annotated as CBS domain-containing protein CBSX3, mitochondrial. The record is from RefSeq and is a predicted model, not a curated record. The transcript is spliced from 6 exons. Bases 151 to 768 code for a protein of 205 amino acids. Lineage: Eukaryota; Viridiplantae; Streptophyta; Magnoliopsida; Fabales; Fabaceae.